CUGGUUUUGAAAGUUAUGAAGCGGCAGUUAACACUUCGGCUGUCUUCCCAGGUGACACCAUGCUCCUGGAGCCUGCAGCAGCUGCAGAUCGACGCGUUUGACCGAGGAACCACCGUCACUGUGGCCACCAUGGGAACGACGAUGAGUGAGCCGUGUAUCUACGACAAGCUGUCCGAGAGCAUCGACAUCCUCCGCCAGUCGGGCUACCGCUAUGGCAUGUCGGAGAGGGAGAUAGAGAGGUUCAUCAAGCAGGUCCUGGAGACCAACGAGCCCAGGAGAGAGCCUCCCCAGUUCCCCAUCCUGAGGGCCACCAUAAAGUUUGUGGUGGCAGUGGGCUUCCUGCUGGUGGCGGUGCUGGCCUUCACAUACCCCCAGAGUGCCCCUCAGCUGGGUCUGGUCAACCUGGGCUGUUACAACUGGUCGUCGCCCCUCAGCCACGUCCGCCUGCUGUCCCUGCCCAUCGCCAAGAAGUACAACCUACAAGGUUUCCAUGAAUGGUGGAGUGCUGGCUCUCUCCGACACAAUCUGGUCAACUGUUCGGGCUGUGCAGAGAUCUCUUCAGUGCUUGAAGUCCCAGAGAGCCUCAGAGGGACCGUGACUCUGCGACGGGGGCCACAGCUCGUCCUGCUGAAGGUCAGAGGUCAACACAGACAGAGUUGGCCUUCUGAUAGGCCUUCCCAUGGUGGGGAGUCCCUCAGUAUCCAGCGGCAGCAGCUUGAGGAGCUCUACUUGGCCCAUUCAGGCUCCAUGUCCAUCCUGCUGGAGGAGGACGACGGCCUGCAGAACCACAACCUCGGCCUCCCGCAAGGACCCGCUAACUUCACUCUGCUCUGGAGGUUCAGCUCGGGGACCAGGGAGAAGGUGUUGCGGUGGCUCUUCCCGAAGGCUGAGCUCUGCCCCCUGCUGGACAGUGCCGGGACCAUCGUGCAGCGCUGCCUGGUUACUCAUAGCACAAACUCCCAGAGCAAGGGUGUUGGGGUGUUUGGCUGGCUGGUGGUGGGCGAGGGGUUACCAACAGUUCGAGUUCUUCCUGUUCAACGCUGUCAGAAACACUGCAGCUCCUUCAACCUGUGGCUGACACCUGGAGACAUGGUGUACGCUGACCCUCGAUACUGGCAGAUGGAGCUGUUCCCCGGCCGAGGCCAGAACAUCAUCUGUGACGGAUCGGCCUUUUAACCUUCAGGUGGAGGAGGACAGUUCAGGACCGUGGCGUGACAGAUCGGCUGUGAAUGUCUGACUUCCUGCUGAGGCGGCGCUCGUCUGCCUUCACGUGGCCCCGCCCACUGAUGCCUUAUAACCCUACGGUCUUUUUUUCCGACGCCCCGACCCGUCUGAUAAUCCUCCCAUUGUCCUCAGAGAACUGGAAACCAUUGCACACAUGACUUUAAGGGUCAAGGUCGGAGGAUUUAGGAGUGACUUUUUGACUUUGUCCUCGUGUAUAACAGCGGAGCAUCAUCGGCCUUUAGACUCUCUGCAGCUCUCAGAUGUUUUGGAUGUGCUGUGCUCGUGCCAUAGCUUCAAGCAGAUGUCUAGCAAUGAAAUCACUGGGUGUGUUUCUUUUUCAGAAGGUAGUGAAACACUGUCGAGUACAUUGCCGAUAUCCUGUUUGUAGAACUCUGAAUCGCGGCCCACAUCUACGAUUUGUUCAGCAAUUUUUAAAAAAUAGGUGUUUUGAUACCUUUUUCUUGGGUUACUAGUCAAUCAGGUUUGUAGGCGGGAUUAAGAAUGCGUGCAGGUUGAUGUAAAUCAAGUUAAAAGAAUAACAAGUCUAAAAAUCACUACAUUUAUUCAAUCAACUUUUUAAGUGUGUCAACUGAAAAUGAUGUUGACUGGACGGGUCAAUGCUGAUUGUUUAGAACAAAAUAAAUCAGAAAACAGCUAAUAUGUAUACAAAGAAUGAAAAGAAACAAAGUGGACUUUCAGUCUUUAUUACAUAAUGCGUAUUCUGCAGUGCACUAAUGACUUCGGUGUCAGUAGUUGUUGGACGUUCGCUACCUCCUGAAGUUGUGAGACACACCUGCAGUUUCCCCUUCUGCUCCUCAUCCUUUUUAUCUUAAAGGGCCAUUUCACCAAAAGUUACACAAACUUAUUCAUCCUUCAUGUCUUUUAUCAGGAUCAGCUUCAGAUAUAUAUUUUUAAAUUGUGAUUUUACUAAUUCAUCAGACAAAGCUGCUUCUCUAAUUUGAGUGUCGUUAUUUAUUGUUAUGAUUGUAUAUGUAUAUAUAUAUAUAUGUUCAAGCCAUUCAUUUUAAUAAUAACGUGUUGUAAUAUUAUUAUGCUGUGAUCAGUUGUGGUUAUUAGUGCAGAGUGCAGACAGCAACAUCACAGUGACGCAGUAGAGCAAAUACUUUGUGCAUAAUCAGGGUUUUAAUGGGUCGUUCAAAAGUCUGAAUAAUAUUAAAUCAGUUUGCCAAAGUUAAUGCCUGUCAAAUCCGAGUUUCUGUGUUUAACAGAUGCUCCGCCUCGUUUUGUUUUCGCAUUAAAAAAAAACUUCACAUUUCCAAAUAUCACCCGAUGGGAGUGCUUGAACAGAAUUAGGGAGUGAAUCGUUUAAAAUGUUUGCUUCGUAUAGAAAUGUCAUAGUUUUUAUGAGAAAAUUAAAGCUUGUCAUGUAUUUGCUUC
Morone saxatilis (striped sea-bass) is the source of this 2622-nucleotide messenger RNA. It is a transcript of the gene cunh6orf89, whose product is annotated as chromosome unknown C6orf89 homolog. Bases 16 to 1176 code for a protein of 386 amino acids. The transcript has 7 exons. Lineage: Eukaryota; Metazoa; Chordata; Actinopteri; Moronidae. Gene Ontology annotation, cellular component: Golgi membrane; nucleolus. The record is from RefSeq and is a predicted model, not a curated record.